Messenger RNA from Limanda limanda (common dab), 4443 nucleotides. Its product is annotated as peroxidasin. Bases 1 to 4443 code for a protein of 1480 amino acids. NCBI's taxonomy places the organism in Eukaryota, Metazoa, Chordata, Actinopteri, Pleuronectiformes, Pleuronectidae. The transcript has 23 exons. The record is from RefSeq and is a predicted model, not a curated record. Gene Ontology annotation, biological process: response to oxidative stress. Gene Ontology annotation, molecular function: heme binding; protein binding; peroxidase activity.
AUGGCGCUGCGGGCUGCCCAGCUCUUGUCGGCUCCUCUCGUCGCGGCCGCCCUGCUGCUGCUGCUCGGAGGACCCCGGGCCGGACUCUGCUGCCCGAGCCGCUGCCUGUGUUUCCGAACCACCGUGAGAUGUAUGCACCUGAACCUGGAGACCGUGCCGGCAGUGUCCCACCAGACCACCAUCCUAGACCUGAGGUUCAACAAAAUCAAGGAUAUACAACCGGGCUCCUUCAGACGAUUAAAGAACCUCAACACACUCCUCCUCAACAACAACCAUAUACGAAGGAUCCCCAGGGGGGCGUUUGAAGACCUGGAAAACCUCAAAUAUCUCUAUUUGUACAAGAAUGAAAUCCAAUCAAUUGACAGACAAGCAUUUAAGGGCCUUGUCUCUCUUGAGCAACUGUACCUGCACUUCAACAACAUUGAGUCUCUGGAACCAGAAUCAUUUACACAUCUACCCAAGCUGGAACGACUGUUUUUGCACAACAACAGAAUUACCCAACUCGUCCCGGGAACCUUCACUCAGCUUCAGGCCAUGAAGCGAUUGCGACUAGAUUCCAAUUCAUUAAACUGUGACUGUGAGCUGCUGUGGCUGGCCGACCUGCUGAAGCAGUACGCUGAGUCGGGAAAUGCCCAGGCCGCAGCUACCUGCGACUACCCCAGCCGCCUGCAAGGGAGAUCGGUGGCCACGCUCACCGCUGAGGAGCUCAACUGUGAGGUCCCCAGGAUCACCUCAGAGCCCCAGGAUGUGGACGUCACAUCAGGGAACACUGUCUACUUCACCUGCCGGGCCGAGGGCAACCCCAAACCACAGAUCAUCUGGCUCAGGAACAACAAUGCUCUAAACAUGCGUGACGACAGUCGUCUGAACCUGCUGGAAGACGGGACGCUGAUGAUCCAGGACACCAGGGAGACGGACCAGGGCGUCUACCAGUGCAUGGCCAAGAACGUGGCCGGGGAGGUCAAGACUUCACAGGUCACACUGCGAUAUUUCGGAGCCCCCUCACGGCCAAGUUUUGUGAUCCAGCCGCAGAACACGGAGGUGCUGGUGGGAGAGAGCAUUACCUUGGAGUGCAGCGCCACUGGUCAGCCACAGCCCCGGGUCACCUGGACGAAGGGCGACCGCACCCCCCUGCCCAAUGACGCUCGCAUUAACACCACCCCCUCUGGAGGACUCUUCAUCCAGAACGUGGACCAAGCGGACGGUGGACAAUACACCUGUUUCGCCUCCAAUAACGUUGAUACCAUACAUGCAACGGCUCAUAUCAUCGUACAAGCGAUCCCCCAGUUCACACUCGCACCACAGGACCAGUCAGCGCUGGAGGGUCACACGGUGGACUUCCCUUGCGAGGCCAGUGGUUACCCGCAACCGGUGAUCGCCUGGACGAGGGGGGGCAGUCCUCUGCCACAGGAUCGGCGCCACGUGGUCCUGUCCUCCGGGACUCUGCGCAUCACUCGGGUGGCGGCCCACGAUGAGGGCCAGUACGAGUGCCAGGCAGUCAGCCCCGUGGGCACUGUACACGUAGCUGCUCAGCUCAGCAUCCAGCAGAGAGUAACGCCUGUUUUCACAAAUGCUCCAAGGGACCUGACGGUUGAGUCUGGCCAGGAUGUCCAGAUUCCCUGCAGCGCUCAGGGCCAGCCGCAACCCGUCCUCACGUGGAACAAGGAUGGUGUGCAAGUGACAGAAAGUGGCAAGUUCCACAUCAGCCCUGAGGGAUACCUGGAGGUGAAGGACGUGGGCACUGCCGAUGGUGGACGCUACGAGUGUGUCGCUCGCAAUCCCAUCGGCAUCCAGGUUGCUACCAUGGUGCUAACUGUCACGGUUCCUGCAGUGAGCAGAGAGGGAGACACCUUCGUGAGCACAUCCAUCGAGCAGGCCAUCCGUAAUGUGGACAGUGCUAUUGAGUCCACAAGGAGACGUCUGUUUGAUGGUGAGCCUCGUACCCCAGGAGAGCUGCUAGCUCUUUUCCGGUAUCCUCGUGACCCCUACACGGUGGAGCAGGCGCGUGCGGGAGAGAUCUUCGAGCAAACUCUUCUGCUCAUCCAGAACCACGUCAACCAGGGUCUCAUGGUCGACACCAACGGCACCGCCUUUCGCUACAACGACCUGGUCUCCCCCCACUUCCUGGACGUGAUCGCCAAUCUGUCCGGCUGCAUAGCUCACCGCCGCUUCAACAACUGCUCCGACAUUUGCUUCCACCAGAAGUACCGCAGCCAUGACGGCACCUGCAACAACCUGCAGCACCCGAUGUGGGGCGCCUCACUCACCGCCUUUGAGCGUCUCCUGAAGCCCGUCUAUGACAACGGCUUCAACCUGCCGAGGGGCGCCAAUGAGCAGCCGCACAACGGAUACAGGUUGCCGCUGCCGAGGCUGGUGUCCACCAUAAUGAUCGGGACAGAGACCAUCACUCCUGACGACCGCUACACUCACAUGCUGAUGCAGUGGGGUCAGUUCCUUGACCACGAUUUGGACUCAACGGUGGCCGCCCUCAGCCAGUCGAGGUUCUCCGACGGUCAGCUCUGCGCUCAGGUCUGCACCAAUGACCCGCCGUGCUUCCCAAUCCAGUUCCCUGCCAAUGACGCGCGGCAGCUGCGUAGUGGCGCCCGCUGCAUGUUCUUUGUCCGAUCCAGCCCUGUGUGUGGCAGCGGGAUGACAUCUCUACUCAUGAACAGUGUUUACCCGAGAGAACAAAUCAACCAGUUGACUUCUUACAUCGACGCUUCAAACGUUUACGGCAGCUCACGGCACGAAUCAGAGGAGGUCAGAGAUCUGGCCAGUCAGAGGGGUCUGCUCCGGCAGGGGAUCAUACAGAGAACAGGGAAGCCACUCCUACCGUUUGCCACUGGACCACCGACUGAGUGCAUGAGGGACGAGAACGAGAGUCCGAUUCCGUGUUUCAUGGCGGGAGACCACCGGGCGAAUGAGCAGCUUGGAUUAACUGCCAUGCACACGGUGUGGUUCAGAGAACACAACCGCAUCGCCACCGAGCUACUGAGGCUGAAUCCUCAUUGGGACGGGGACACCAUCUACCACGAGGCGCGGAAGAUCGUAGGAGCCCAGAUGCAGCACAUCACCUACAGCCACUGGCUGCCAAAGGUCCUGGGCGAGGUGGGCAUGAAGAUGAUGGACUCCUACGCCGGUUACGACCCAAAUAUUAACUCGGGCAUCCUCAGCUCUUUCGCCACCGCUGCUUUCCGCUUCGGCCACACCCUGAUCAACCCCAUCCUCUACAGGUUGGACGAGGAAUUCAAGCCAAUCCCCCAAGGGCACAUCUCUCUGCACCGCGCCUUCUUCUCCCCGUUCCGCAUCGUCAACGAGGGUGGCAUCGACCCGCUGAUCCGUGGGCUGUUUGGCGUCGCCGGUAAAAUGCGGGUCUCCACUCAGCUGCUGAAUACAGAGCUGACGGAGAGGUUGUUCUCAAUGGCCCACGCCGUGGCUCUGGACCUGGCUGCCAUGAAUAUACAGAGAGGGAGGGAUCACGGCAUUCCUCCGUACAACGAUUUCAGGACCUUCUGUAACUUGACCUCAGCUCAAACGUUUGAGGAAUUGAGGAACGAGAUUAAGAACGCAAAUGUCAGAGAGAAACUACAGAGGCUGUACGGCAGUCCUCUGAACAUCGACCUGUUCCCUGCCCUGAUGGCCGAAGACCUGGUCCCCGGCAGUCGACUGGGGCCCACCCUCAUGUGUCUGCUGGCAGCUCAGUUCAAACGCCUGCGAGAUGGUGACAGAUUCUGGUACGAAAACCCAGGCACGUUCACUCCUGCCCAGUUGACCCAGUUGAAACAGACCUCGCUGACACGGGUGAUGUGUGACAAUGGCGACAACAUCACUCGCAUCCAGCGCGACGUCUUCAGGGUGGCAGAGCUGCCCCACGGCUACGGCAGCUGCGACGACAUCCCUCAGAUUGACCUGCGCAUGUGGCAGGACUGCUGCGAAGACUGCAGAACCAAGGGUCAGUUCAACGCCCUGUCCUACCACUUCAGGGGACGCAGAUCAGCUGAGCACAGCUACAAAGAGGAUGAUCCUGCCAACAGCAUCCCGGAGAACAGCCCGGCGGAGGGAACCACAGAAGCUGUAGUAAACGUUACUCUGACCUCCAAAACAAGCACUGAACCUUCGGUCAACGACUUCCAGGAGUUUGUCUCCGACAUGCAGAAGACGAUCACAAGUUUACGAAAGCAGAUUAAAAGACUUGAAACCCGUCUGAGCAAGACUGACUGCACUGAUAGCGAGGGACGUGAGCGGACAGAUGCAGAGCGGUGGAAAAAGGACUCCUGCACCACGUGUGAAUGCCAGGAUGCCCAGGUGACCUGCUUCGUGGAGUCUUGUCCACCAGUCGAGUGCAAACGGCCCGUCAAGUUAAAAGGCGCCUGCUGCCCUGUUUGCCUCGAUCACGCAGACGUUGAGAAGCAACAGGAAGCGGACUUCAACAACAACAACUAA